AUGCCGCCUGAAACAUCUAAAAAUCGCAUUUCCAAAGGAAAAGUUGGGCGAUCAUGCUCAAAACACAUUUUAAAUAAUAUUGGGCCAUGUUUAUAUACCCCAGAAAAAAUUUUAUCAAUUGAAUCUCUCCCAAAAGUUUUCAGUUCCUCAAUAAACUGUGCCAUAACACUAUCACAACCAGAUAAAAGUGAAAAAUCUGUUAAUCAUAUUUUUAUUAAUAACUAUGAGAUUGAUGAAAUGAGAUUUGGAGGUAAAAUUCAAAACAUCCAAGAACCUGCAAGAAAUUUCAACGGCGGAUACAAUAUUCGAAUCUUUGUUGAAGAUUUUAGUGGACUUAUUGCUGCUACUGAGUUUUAUAAUAUAGGAGAUAACAGAUAUUCGGUUACAAGAGACAAGGCCACUUACAGUUUGGUUUUUAGUGACAACCAGAAUCAAAUACCCAAAUCUUUAAAAGAAAGUUAUGCUCACAGAUUUUCUAUUGGUGAUCAUGUACUUAUCGAAGGUCGAACAUUGACUCCAACACAUUGGGAGGACAUUACUGAAAACCAAGAUGGUGAUAAAACAAAACCCAAUACUACAUCCAGAGAAAACCUUUUCCUAUAUGUCAACUUAACUAACAUUAAAAAAGCAACAAAAGCUGAACUUGGUCAACACGCGAUUGAUAUAAUAAUUAACUAUUGUCUUAUUCGAACACCAAGUAACGAAAAAACCAAAAUAUCCGAAUUAAUUUUAACAGACCUUAAAUCUUAUAAGCCUGAAAAUGAACAAGAACAAUUUGAAAAUAGUGAAUUCGAAAUCGAAGAAGAGGAAAAGGAAGAGAGAAAGGAAGAGGAAGAGGAAAAGGAAGAGAUAAAGGAAGAGGAAGAGGAAGAGGAAGAGGAAGAGGAUACUAAAGAAAACGUUGAAUCCGAUAUAAAUAAAGCAAACUACAAAGGUGAAAAGCCUUUUAUUGGUGCUUUACAUUCAGCUAUGGCAGAUAUAUUUUUAGACGAAUUUUUUAAGGCAGUUCCAAGAUGUGAAAAAUGA
Molecule: messenger RNA, 1026 nt
Organism: Magnusiomyces paraingens
Lineage: Eukaryota; Fungi; Ascomycota; Dipodascomycetes; Dipodascales; Dipodascaceae
Exons: 2
Coding region: 1-1026 (341 amino acids)
Source: RefSeq, a predicted model, not a curated record